Molecule: messenger RNA, 5487 nt
Organism: Engraulis encrasicolus (European anchovy)
Lineage: Eukaryota; Metazoa; Chordata; Actinopteri; Clupeiformes; Engraulidae
Gene: aftpha
Product: aftiphilin a
Exons: 10
Coding region: 221-3340 (1039 amino acids)
Biological process (GO): intracellular transport
Cellular component (GO): trans-Golgi network membrane; AP-1 adaptor complex
Molecular function (GO): clathrin binding
Source: RefSeq, a predicted model, not a curated record
GAGAGAGAGCCAAAGCUGGGUAUCUAUCAUCACUGGUAGAGUUUUGCCUGCCAAUAAAUGCCCGGUUUCGUCAGUGUCUCACCGAAUGCGUUUGUUGUUUGCAUCUAAAACAUGUGGCUGAAUGGUCAAGGUCCCUGAGGUGUGACCUUGCAGCAGCUCCUGGUGAGGACUGUGAGCCGGUGGCGGUGUGUGGUGGCUGCGGUGGGGGCUGUGACACACGAUGGAGCCUGCCGGUGUCAUCCGCAUGUACGCGUCCACUCCCCCUCCCAUGGAGGACGGCGGCGGCGAGGACGAGGACGACGAGUUCGGGGACUUCUCCUCUUCCGGAGGCGGCGUCCCCAACAGCAUCAGUUUCUCCGAGCUGGACACGCCGGCGGCCACCUUCAGCCAGCAGUCCCAGUCGCAGUCCCAGCCUCACACCCAGCCCCUGGUCGCUACCUCUCCCCCAGAGCUCCUCAGCAACGGCCACCCUCGAGUUCCUUCCUCCUCCUCCUCCUCCUCCUCCUCCUCAAAAGCCAACGGGGUCGUUACGGGUCCAGGAGCAGGAGCGGACGGCACCGCCCCGGCUAGGACGCUCAGCACCGCGAGCGAGGAGAUGCAGGAACGGCCAACAGGGCAUUCGCAAACCACUACGGCCAAUAACAACGCCGCUACCAGCUGCACAGACUCCAAGUUGAGGAAAAGGACUGAGGCUACAGUAGUGGAGUGUAGCAGCAGUGCGGACUGUAAUGGUGGUGGGCCUGAGAAGGAGGAAGAGGAGGAGGAGGAGGAGGAGGAGGCAGGCGGGAGUGGACCACUCACUAACGGCUUCGCUGCAUUUGAUCAGCCAGGCACUCACGCUCCCGUGAAAUCCAGAGGCAGCGCACCAGACUCUGAGGUCGCCCUCGAGUCGAGUGGGGUCGUCCGCGGCGAAAACGACAGCGAGGACGACUUUGCGGAUUUUGCCGCUUUUUCCGUCAACACUAACAGCCACGACGACGAUCACUUAAACGACGGCAAUGGCGACGGCGACCAACAGGCCAACUGGGGGAACCCUUUUGUGGCCGACUGGCAAACGACGACACCACAAGCCGACGACAUCCUGAACGCCGAUGGGAAGUGGGGUAGUUUGUCGGGCGCGUCGGAAGAAGUUGCGUUGGCCAGAGACUCUUGUGGCGGGAGAGACGUGGACUCUCUUCCCGCGGCACCGUCAGAGGCACUGAGGAACGGGGAUGGGGACGGGGACGGGGACGGCGACUCCUCGUGGACCCACACGGACCAUGAUGAUAACACUCAAACUGAAGCAGACAUGAACAACACGUACAGCGCACUUUCCCAGACACAGGCCACACUAAACGGAGAGCUAGGAACCGGCUCAGAGGAGGAUGGCGACGAUGAUGGUGAAGGCGUGAAGCCACCGCACAGUUUAACAUCAUCUAGCACGCGGUGUCCCGACCGCGAUUCUGACCCAGACAAGUCAAGGGACGGCGUUGGCGUUGGCGUUGGCGUUGGCGCAGGCUCGGGCAAUGACAGCGAGCCCGAGACGGAAACGGAGACUGAGACCUCCCUGGGCCGCCCGCUGUCCACCGACGCCCUGGAGGACUUUGGGGACUUCAGCACCACGGGCUCGGUGCCCUCGCCGCCCCUCCUCCAGGAGGACACGGUGGCCGACGCUGACGCCACGCCGCUGGCCGACCACAGCCACAUGGAGGUCGGGGACGGCGACGAGGACGAGGACGACGAAGAGUUUGGGGAUUUUGGAGACUUCUCGUCCACGACCGCUACAACGGCGACAACAACAACAGCGGUGGGAGGUUUUGGAGCCAGCGGGCCGGACUUUAGUGCUAACUUCGAUGCCUACCCUUCGAGAUCCAACAUGGCCGCCGAUGGUGCUGCCACCACGUCGGAUGCAAUACAGAACGAGUUCAGAGAAGACUCGAAAACAGAUACUAAAGAGAUCAGCUGCGCCACCUCCUUCUCUGACUUUACGACCACUUUAACAUCCAGGGACCUGACCGACUCUGAAUGUAAAACAGCAGCAGCAACAGAAGACGGAGGAGGAGGAGGAGGAGGAGGAGGAGGAGGAGAGGAAGGUCAGUCAGAGCUUAGUAGCAGCAUGGCCGUGAGUGACAGUUUUGCAGACUUCCACUCUGCGCCUGUAGAGGGCGACGCAAGCGGCAGGAACGACGACUGGACUGCUUUUGGGGAGGAACAGGAGGGGGCGGAGGAGAAGGAGGAGGAGCAGGCUGGAGGGGGGGAGGAGGGGUUCAGAGAUGGGGACACGGGUGCUGUAGGAGGAGGAGGAGGAGGAGGAGGUGAUGGAGGAGGAGGAGGAGAGGAGGAGUCCUGGGCAUCCUUUGGGCCUACCACAGCAUCAGCAUCAGCAGCACUUUCGGAGGAGAGCUCAGAGGGGGGGUGGCAUGAAGGCCAUCAGCUGCAGCAGCAGCAGCAGCAGCAUCAGACCCCCACGCUGCCCCCCAGCUGUAGCACUACUACUGACCACAGCAGGACGGACCCCGCUACUGCGGCACUAUUGGGCCGGGUGCAGAGGUUGUUCCAGGCGAGUUUUCCCGAGGCGGCGGCCACGGCGUCAUCUGUAGAGGAUCAGGAAGUGGAACACCUGCAACACUUCCUCAAGCCGCCAGCGGAGUCACAGAGCCAGGCGGAGGGCGACCACCAGGGGGCAGCAGACGCCAACAGGGGUGUGCGGGACGUGUGGAGACAGCUGCAGGACAUCCAUAACGCCUUCGGCCUACAGCACCAGUGGGGCGGUUCCCAUAGCAACAAGAUGCUCUUGUGCUCCCUCGGAAUCGACACGAGAAACAUUUUGUUCACUGGGCAGAAGAAGCAGCCGGUCAUUGUUCCCAUGUACGCUGCCAGCCUGGGGAUGCUGGAGCCGACCAAAGAGCCAGUGAAGCCCAUCUCAGCAGCGGAGAUGAUCGCCUCCAUAGCACAGAUGCCAGCCGUGGCCCCCGACGUCACCAGCACUUCCACUGACACGGCCCAGGAGGUGCUCCCACCUGUCCAGUUUGACUGGAGCAGCAGCGGCCUUACCAACCCUCUGGAUGGUGUGGAUCCGGAGCUGUAUGAGCUGACUACGGCCAAGCUGGAGCAGAGUGCCCCCGGCAGCCGGGUGGCCGACGCCUUCGCACGCCUCAUGUCCACCAUGGAGAAAACCAGCACAUCCACCAGCAGGAAGCCGCGUAAGGAGGAGCACCUGAGCGAGGAGGCCCUGAAGGUGAUGGGCGGCCUGCCGGACCUGUCCUUCAUGCAGGCCAAGGUGCUCAUGUUCCCCACCUCCCUCACGCCCCUGGCCUCCUCCUGCGCCUCCUCCUCCGCCACAGCCACCAUCGCAGACUGACAACAACACGUGAUGGGACGUGACUGACUUGAUUGACGGCUCUCUCGUUCGUCCAAUCGAAAUCAUCAGGCUUGACUGAUUGAUUGACGACGGCUCUCUGGUCCAAUCCAAUCCAAUCGUCGGGCCUGAUGUGGUUAUUAUGACUGACUGGCGGCUCUCUGGUCCAAUCACGGUGGACGACGAGGGGGAGGGCCUCCUCUCUGAUUCGCUGCUUCUCGCUGUGCUAGUAGUUCGUUCAUCAUGGGCCUGAGGAAAAGAUCCCUCCCUCCCCUUCCCGUCACCCCCUGCUCUGCAAUCAUAUCAAGGUCACCUGCUCUUUCUAUAGGUUCUCAUCUUAAAUGUUUUGUUUCUUAUGAUUUUUUUAAAAAAUUAGUUUGUUUUCUGUUUUUUAUUGUUUUAGUGUUGAUAAGUAAUAUCAAAGUGGGGGAUGAGAUUGCUGGUAGAAUCAAAUGGAGAAGGAUGAUCAUGAUCAAUUGAUCAAGACGUGGAUAAUGGAUAUCAUUAUGCGCUGCUCACUGUCAUAAAAGAGUUACACGUACAAACGUUUUAGGCUUUCGGUUUCGUAGAUGAAGUUGUUAAGAUGAAGUUGUGUGAUGAGAAUCUGUGUAAGAGGAAUCAAGUGUGUAUAUAAUCAGGGAUGAUUCAUAUUUUUUUGUAUCAUUAUUAUUAUUAUUAUUAUUAUUAUUUGAAGGUUAUUUUUAAGCAUUGGGUAAUGGGUAAGCUGUAUAAAAAAAUGUGUGUCUUAAAUGAGUAGAAAAAAAAACACUGGGUUUAAUUUUUUGUUUUGUUUAGUUUUUAGUUUUUGUUUUGGCAACGUGCAUAUGAAGGGGGAAUAUUAUGACGUAUAACUUGAAUACCGCACUGCCUGCAAGACCCGCCAGUCAUCUACCUGCUCUUGCUCAUUUUUUUUUUUUUUUUUGGAAGUCUGUUUCUGAGUUCUGAAGACUUAUGGUUGUUUUUUCCAUACAGACUUGAUUUUUCCCGGCACAUAUUGAGUGUUCAUGCGUGUGUGAGUGUUUGCCUAUGUGUUCGUGCGUGACUGCGUGCACCCCAUUGUCCAUUAUUCCACUCUGCUGGUGACAUGGCUUGUACAUUUGUCACGCAUCACCCUUGAGGCAAACGCAUCAUAAGUCACAGCCAUGAACAGGCACUUAAAAGAAUUGAAGUGUGUGUGCGCGCGUAUGUGUGUGUGUGCGAGUGCGUGUUGUGUGUGUGUGUCUGUAUAGUACAUGUGUGUGGAUAAUUGUGUAUUUACAAGAGUCGAAGUGUGUGUGUGUGUGUGUGUGUGUGAGUACGUGUGUGUGUGAGUAUGUGUGUUUGUGUGAGUACGUGUUGUGUGUGUGUGUGUGUGUGUGUCUGUAUAGUACAUGUGUGUGGAUGAUUGUGCACUUUUGCGUAAGUACCUGUAAGACAUGUUGCACCUGCUGUAGUCCGAGGUUACCAGAGAUCAUGCACCUUUUCUGUUAUUAUCUUGGAAUGUUUUAGUUGUAGUCGAAAACCACUGGCAGGUAUUUCUUUUGAAGAAACAGAAAUAUUUAAUUUAAAAAAAGAAGAAUGAAGGGGUCAGCUCAUUAAGGAACAAGGGACCAAGUUCUGCUUCUGUUUGUGUGUGUGUGUGUAGGUGUGUGCACGUGUGUGUGCGCGUUUACCCUGCUGUUUUGAAGCGUUUUUCUUUAUUUCUCUUCCUGUCCGUCACUUCUUUAGCCAUCCGCUGUCACAUUUGUUCUCUCUCUUUUUAAUUUCCCACGCUUUUCUUUUUUUCUUUCGUUCUCCUCCCUUCAUCAUUUCUGUCAAUAUAAUACCACUGUUGACCUGUUGUCUCCUGAGGUUGUUUUUGCACAUUGUACUAGCGAUUCUGAAGUGGAUGUACCGUCAUAGUUCUCUGUGGCCGUAACUAGCGAGGACAAAUGACACUACUAUGGGCCUGUAAAAAAAAGAAAUAAAAAAGAAAAAGUAUUGGGGACGUUCCUAUGGAAAAACCAGUCACUUCGUAGAGCCUGUACAGUUGCGAUGGAUGGAUGGAUGGAUGGAUGAAUGGAUGGGUGUGCAUGCCAGGGUUCUUUUCAGAUUAUAAGUGUGUAAAUUUACUUUUAGUGUACACAACAAAUAAAAAUAUGUAAUUUAAGAGUAUAACAUUGGCUUGCCUU